Cordyceps militaris CM01 is the source of this 996-nucleotide messenger RNA. Its product is annotated as gibberellin 20-oxidase, putative. The coding region runs from base 1 to 996 and encodes 331 amino acids. Lineage: Eukaryota; Fungi; Ascomycota; Sordariomycetes; Hypocreales; Cordycipitaceae. The transcript is spliced from 2 exons. Gene Ontology annotation, molecular function: dioxygenase activity. The record is from RefSeq and is a predicted model, not a curated record.
AUGAGCGAUCCGUCUCCAGGCCUUGUCCCGAUUAUUGAUCUUGCCGCUUCGGCUCCGACGGAAGAGCAGGCAAACGACCUAUGCAAGGCAUUUCGCGAGGUAGGCUUUGCCUAUAUCAAAAACCACGGUAUUCCAGAAGAGACAAUCCAAGAAGCAUUUUCCUGGAGCCGCCAAUUCUUCGACCUGCCGCAGAGUGAAAAGGACAAGGCGCCGCAUCCGCCGGAAGGAUGGCACCACCGCGGCUACUCGAGCAUCGGCCGCGAAAAGGUCUCCCAGCACGUCUUUGACGCCGCCUCCAUCGCGCAGCACCGCAAGAUCCCCGACCAAAAGGAGUCGUUUGACCUCGGCCGCGAGGAUGACGCGGCGCCCCUGCCCAACAUCUGGCCGCCGGCCGCGACGCUGCCCGGCUUCCGCGCCUUCUUCGUCGACUUUUACCGGCUCUGCGACGGCCUUGCGGCGCGGCUCCUCGUCGCCGUAUCCCGGGGGCUGGGCCUACCGGACGACUACCUGCUGGCGCGCCACCGCGGCCACGACCACCAGCUGCGGCUGCUGCACUACCCGCCCGUGGCGGCGUCGCUGCUGGCGCGUGGCCUGGCCGAGUGCGUCGGCCCGCACAGCGACUUUGGCACCAUGACGCUGCUGUUCCAGGACGCCGUCGGCGGGCUGGAGAUGGAAGACGGCGUCGGUGGCUUCCGACCGGUGCCGUACGUGGCCGGCACGGUUGUGGUGAAUAUCGGCGACAUGCUGAUGCGCUGGACGAAUGAUGAGCUGCGGUCGACGAUUCAUCGGGUCAGGACGCCCGCUGAUGAUGAGGUCGAGGGGCGGACGGGGGAGCGCAUGACCAAGAGGCGGUUCUCGAUGCCGUUUUUCAUUGGUGCGGAUCUGGACACGGUGGUGGACUGCGUGCCGACGUGUCACGGGCCGGAGAGGCCCAAGAGGUAUGAACCGGUGACGGCGGAGGAGUACUUUACCAAACGGAUGAAUGCGCUGUACUGA